GGGUGUUAGACGUGGUAGCUAUACAUGCGGUGGCUUGGUCAGCGAUGGUUGCACACCCGUCGUCGCCGCCGCCGGAAGCUUAUCUCCUUCCCUCUAUCUCGCUAACACAAACCGCAAUGGUCACUUAUUAAUCUCUUCUCUCGUCGACUCCCACCCUACUCCGGCAACCACUUCCAUUUCAAAAGUCCAACUCCAAACUCCUCUUCCAAGCGGCGCUUGAGCUCGGCGGCCGGUCAGCCAUGGCUUCCCACCCAUCGUCGCCGCUGCCGGAACACCCUAUACCACCCGCUCCCACCACCAUAAGUGACCUCGGCGACGACCAGCUCCAAGAGAUCCUCAUCCGCCUUCCCGACCUCCCCAGCCUCGCCUCUGCCGCCUUCACCUGCCACGCCUUCCUCGGCGCCGUCCGCUCGUCCCGCGCCUUCCGCCGCCGCUUCAUCGCGCUCCACGCGGCCCCGCUCCUCCCUCGCUUCCUCUCACACACAAUAACUGCCUUCCCGGCCUUACGGCGCUCCUCCGCCAGAUUCACUCCACUCAAAGACGAUGACACUUCCGAGUGGGUGGUCAAUUUCUCCGAUCCUUCGAUUGCCUACAACGGCUCCAUCGCCAUCAAACACCGGAGCACCAUGCAGGGAGUUUGGUACAACCCCCAAAUGAUGGCCCUGUUUCUCCGCCCCAAGGAGCACCACGACUUGCCCGACGGCACCAUCCUUCGGUUCCACACAUUCUCCUCCGAAGAUGAUCAGAGGCCGUCCCGUGUGGUAUGUGUCCGUCACGACUACUCACGGCCUUGCGCGCGCGUUGCUGUCUUCUCAUCGGACACCAUGGAGUGGCAGCUUUUCCCGGAGAUCGCGACGCUGCCGCCUCAGGGCUUCAGGAGCACAGCUAGCACCGUGCUGGAUGGGUUUAUAUGUUGGCAAUGCGAGUCCAUUAACGGGGUGGCUAUCAGCGAGUACAUUUUCGUGCUCAACACAGACACAUUUCAGUUCUCUCGAAUGGAUCUGCCGCCGCCCUUGAGAAAGGUACGUCAAACAUUUCAGAUUGGUCAGAUCAAUGAUGGGAAGCUCUGUAUCGUAAAUGAGAAGGAAUGCACGUUUAGCCUUUGGAUCUGGACAGCCAGCGAUGACGGCAUUGAGAGAUUUGUGCUGCACAAGACGUUCCCGUUGUACACUCGCUUUAUGGAUGUCACCAACUGUUCAGUGAAAGAUACAAUCUCAGUGCGGCUUAUGACGGUUUUCAAUGGCUUUUUGUACUUUGCAAUUCGCCCAUGGAGAAAUUACGUGCAUCAGUUCAAAUCCCCUGAGUGGUUCAUGUCCUUGUCUCUGGAAACAGGGGAGCUGAAGCAGCAUCUUAAGAAUAGAAAGCAGCCUAUCUUCCCGGUCCAUCCCUACUCGGUCUGGCCUCCUUUUAUGGAAUACAUCUCGGAGGAUUCAAAAUCUGAGGUUACUGGAAACAGUGUCGAAGAUGGUUCUGAGAUCACAGGAAAGGAGUCGUUUGUCCUUAUAAAAGCAUUACGAUCAUAUAAAGAAGCUUUGAUAAAGGAUGGCAACGCAAAUGUUGCCGAGAUAGAGGCCUUCUCGCUUUGCAUUGACAUUGAGGACGAGAAGAACUCUCUUGUGAGGAAAAUCAUGGCUUUAGAUGAACUGUUAAGAACUGUGAGAGAUCGUGUCUUGAGGGCGGGUGCAGACCCUGAACUCGCAGACUGUGAAUUCUACAGACAGAAGAUCAAACCAGAGAGCUGGUGGAAAAUGUGCAAGGGAAAGUUAUGGAGAGGUUUCUGCGCUAGCUGAAUAAGCCUAUCCAUCAGGAGCAAGUCAGUUUUUGUUGCAUUGGUACUUCAGGUUUUAGGUUCUGUGAUGAUGGUGCUAGGUUUCUGAAUAAACACUGAUGGUGUUGUGACCAUCAUCAGUAUUCGGUAUGACUGGUUGGCAGGAGACUUUUUCUAGAAGUGCAUUUAUGUACGUUAGCUUUCGUCAGCUUAUCUUUCCAUUUUUCUUUUAGAAGUGCAUCUAUGUGCGAGCAAGUUUGAAGAUCA
This is a messenger RNA of Triticum aestivum (bread wheat), 2035 nucleotides long. RefSeq lists its product as uncharacterized. The transcript has 2 exons. Gene Ontology annotation, molecular function: protein binding. The coding region runs from base 240 to 1790 and encodes 516 amino acids. The record is from RefSeq and is a predicted model, not a curated record. Lineage: Eukaryota; Viridiplantae; Streptophyta; Magnoliopsida; Poales; Poaceae.